Molecule: messenger RNA, 1241 nt
Organism: Punctularia strigosozonata HHB-11173 SS5
Lineage: Eukaryota; Fungi; Basidiomycota; Agaricomycetes; Corticiales; Punctulariaceae
Product: NAD(P)-binding protein
Exons: 7
Coding region: 29-979 (316 amino acids)
Cellular component (GO): intracellular anatomical structure
Molecular function (GO): oxidoreductase activity, acting on NAD(P)H, oxygen as acceptor
Source: RefSeq, a predicted model, not a curated record
CCUCCGUCCACCUCCGUCCACCUCCACCAUGGCCUCCAUCGUCGCCCGCGCCCGUGCCCUGGCCACACCCACAUCUACGGUCGCUGCGACGUUCGCAAGGCCUUCAUGGACGCGCUCAACGGCCCCUCGGAUAUUGAGGCAUGCGCGGACGUACGCGACCGCAAAGCAACCCAAGACGCUUCCCGAAUUCUCCCUAGAGGGCAAGGUUUGCCUCGUCACCGGCGCUGCCCGCGGUCUAGGCAACGAGUUCUGCCGCGCCUUCGUCAACUCAGGAUGCACGUCGCUCGUCGUAGUCGACUUGAAACAGUCGGAGGCGGAUGCCGCCGCUGAAGAGCUUGUGAACGCUGCAUGCGUUAACAGCGACUUGAAGCCAAGCGACUUCAACGUCAUUGGCCUGGAGUGCGACGUCUCGUCCGAGCUGUCCGUGCAGAAGGCCUUCCAGGCGACCCUCGACAAGUUCGGGCGCGUUGACAGCGUCGUCGCGUCUGCUGGUAUCGUGGAGAACUACGCCGCGUUCGACUAUCCCUUCGACCGCAUAAAGCGGUUGUUCGACAUCAACGUCCACGGCGCCUUCUUCACCGCCCGUGAAGCCGCGCGCAUCAUGAUUCCCCGUGGCGGAGGCAGCGUGGUCCUCGUCGCCAGCAUGAGUGCAUCCAUUGUUAACAUCCCCCAGCCCCAGACGCCGUACAACGCUGCCAAAGCCGCCGUGAGGCACAUGGCCUCCUCGCUCGCCGUCGAGUGGGCCAAAAAGGCCGUUCGCGUGAACACGCUCAGCCCGGGUUACAUGCUCACCAAGCUUACCCGGACCAUCCUUACGCACGACCCGGAGCUCAAGCGCACGUGGGAGAGCCUUACCCCUAUGGGACGGAUGGGUGAACCGGAGGACCUUGCCGGUGCCGUUGUGUUCCUUGCCUCGGACGCGUCCCGGUUCAUGACCGGUACCGAGAUCCGUGUCGACGGUGGUUACUGCAUCAUCUAAACUAUUGGGAAUAUGAGACCCCCCCGUCUACGUGAUCAACGGAGGUGUGUUCGGGUCGGCAAAGUUGGACGGCUCUGUUCCUUUGCAUGUCAGCGACGAUUUAUACCCCAGAGAAGCGUUAUCUUCGACGAAGCAAAGGGGGGCUGGCGAUUGGAUGACAAAAGGACACUUUCACCUUCGGCCGUUAUGGUACAGGAUUAUUUCUCUCGACGCAAUGCUUCCCCGCACAUAGAAACAACCAUAAAUCUACCGCCCAAAUGAA